Daphnia pulicaria is the source of this 1123-nucleotide messenger RNA. Its product is annotated as post-GPI attachment to proteins factor 2-like. NCBI's taxonomy places the organism in Eukaryota, Metazoa, Arthropoda, Branchiopoda, Diplostraca, Daphniidae. Gene Ontology annotation, biological process: GPI anchor biosynthetic process. Bases 216 to 953 code for a protein of 245 amino acids. Gene Ontology annotation, cellular component: endoplasmic reticulum membrane; Golgi membrane. The record is from RefSeq and is a predicted model, not a curated record. The transcript is spliced from 6 exons.
UGUAAUCUAAACUAUAUUUGUGAACAAGAGAAAAUUUUAUUUACUUACGUACUAUUAAUUCUUAUCAUGUCGUAAACUCUAUAAUCCAUAUCGAGUUGAUGUGGGUUGGUUCGGAAACAACUACAAAGAUAAACUGUUGCCCAACUAAGUUAACAUGUUGCAGGUUUCUAUCUAAGUGGCAUGAUCUUUCACUAAAACAUUAACAAACAUAUACCAUGGCAAAAGUAGGUGAUCGUGUUCUAUUUAGAACUGUUACUGUGUUAACAGUUAUGCUGCCACUCUUUGGCUUUAUUGUAUGUGUAGCUUGGUCUUUAAUUUUUGACUUCAAAAGUUCAACUGCUACCCAUUGUGGAGUACACAAUUACCUGCCAUCAGUAUCAGCUGCAAUUGGGGACUAUCUCCCUCAAAGAUAUAUUUGGAGAUUUGUUAUAGCAUUACAUACAAUUCCCAGGAUCCAGAUAGCCUUUGUUUACUAUGCAUACUUCAUGUCUAUUCUUGCCAAAUGGCAUGAGAAUUCUGUGUUAUUGAACUGCAUAUUGAAUCUAGUUGAAAUCUUGUCUCUAUUUGGUCUCACUUUCAUAUCCUCCACUGACAAUUAUACUAUCCACAAAUUUUUUUUUAUCACAUUCCUCCUUACUUCGACAUUUUACAUGGCUUUAUCAAUCUGUCUUCUGGGACAUCGGAUAACGGCUCCCAACGCGUUAGAAGUCAAAUCUGGUCGAUAUAAAAAACGCUUGUUUGUUACAACGCUUCUUGCUGUUUUUGGAGCCGUAUAUUUUUUUGCUCGUCACAACAACUACUGUGAACCAAUGAUGUACACAUGGUUUGCCUUGUGUGAGUAUCUGGUUAUUCUCUGUAAUAUGGCAUUCCACAUGACAGCAUAUUGGGACUUCCCGCAUCGAGAAUGGAGCCUGCGGCCAUCACCUGACGUUCGCCAACAAUUCCGAGUUUGACAUCCUGCAACACUGUAAUUUUCUCCCGCCCUUUUUCACACUCCCCCUAGCACAACUUACAUAUGUAAAGUGAUUGACUACCUUCAACUCCCAUUCUGUGAAACACUCGAUUGAACGAAGCCAAUACAUCUGGCCCCUCGUCAACGCACAUGGAGGCCAUUUUAAUUAUC